Messenger RNA from Penicillium lagena, 942 nucleotides. Its product is annotated as PhzF family phenazine biosynthesis protein. Gene Ontology annotation, cellular component: cytoplasm. The record is from RefSeq and is a predicted model, not a curated record. The transcript has a single exon. The coding region runs from base 1 to 942 and encodes 313 amino acids. Gene Ontology annotation, molecular function: isomerase activity. Gene Ontology annotation, biological process: biosynthetic process. NCBI's taxonomy places the organism in Eukaryota, Fungi, Ascomycota, Eurotiomycetes, Eurotiales, Aspergillaceae.
AUGGCUCUCAAGUUCGUCACGCUUGAUGUUUUCACUUCUCAGCCAUACAAGGGGAAUCCCUUGGGCGUUGUCUUUCUGGAUACCUCGGUCCCAGUGAACCAGAGCCAGAAACUAGCCAUCACGCAGGAGUUCAACCUCUCGGAAACUAUCUUCGUGCACCCGGUCAAUAGCGCCGAAAAGCAUAAGCGCACCAUUGACAUCUUUACGACCAUCUGCGAGAUCCCCUUCGCAGGCCACCCGACCAUCGGCGCAGCUUCGUGGUUCCUGUGUCACGCUGAGGGCGGGGUGACCACCCUAACAACCAAGUCCGGCGACAUCCCGAUUUCCCUCUCGGAUGCUACAGGCCAAGCCGUGUCUGCACAAAUUGCACACAACACGCACAUCCAUGCGUCCCGACUCAAGCUGAACGACCUGCUGCGCCUGCACCCGACUGUGGCGCCGUUCUUCCCUAAUCCCGAGACCACGUUCCCGGUCUUCUCCAUCGUAAACGGCAUGAGCCAGUUCUUUAUCGAACUACCUUCUUUGGCAGCUUUGUCCGUUGUGACAUCCGCUACGGGAGGCGAGCUGUUCGACUCCUCGGAGCAUGGGAACUACCUGGACGCCGGGUGGACGUCUGGUCUUAUCUGUGUGUACUUUUUUGUUCGUGAUGUCGAGGACGAUGUUACCAAGCAAAAGGUCAUACGUACUCGCAUGAUGCUGGGGAGUCUGGAGGAUUCGGCGACGGGUAGCUCGGCGAGUGGUCUCGCAGCGUACUUGACCCUUACGGAGGGCCAGGCGGGCCAGAAGUAUAAGUAUCACUGUGUGCAGGGGGUGGAGAUGGGACGGCGCAGUGAUAUUGGGGUUGAUGUGACGCUGAAUAGUGAGAGGCGGAUUGCAGAGGUCGUGCUCAAGGGGACUGCGGUCAGGGUGUCGGAGGGUACUAUUACGGUGCCUGAAGCGUGA